AUGUUCUCGAAAUCCGCUUCCCGUUGCAGUGGGGAUGCUGCUGCAGGAAGCGGCCUGCCCCUGAGAUCCCGACUGGGGUGCAAAACUUGCAAAAUCCGUCGAGUCAAGUGUGGACAAGAGAAGCCCAACUGUGUCCGUUGCAGCAGCACGGGUCGCAAGUGCGAAUACGUCAAGGCUGUGGCCGGCACUUUCUCGUCCGCCUCGCCCCCUUCCGCCACAGCCCUCGACCAUCCCCUGGCGUUUGCCCCCAACACCGUCUGGAGAGAACGUCGUGCUUUUGCCUACUACUUUGAGCGCGUGGCUCUGUUUGUCGGGGGCGAUCUGGAUGUCGAAUUCUGGGGGACUUUUGUGCCUCAGCUGUGUCAGGGAGAGCCGGCCGUGUGGGAUGCCAUCAUCUCUAUCAGUGCCCUGUUUGAGACGCACGAGCGGCCGACAAGUCUGGUUUCUGUACAGCUGAUUGAUCAACCGCAGGGGGAUGCCUUGGCCUGGUACUCGCGCUCCGUCUCGGCUAUUCGCCAGCGCAUUGAGCGCGGCCAAAUCGACAUCUUCGUCGGACUGAUUACGUGCGUGCUCUUCAUUUGCAUUGAGACCCUGCAGGGGCGCGAAAAAGAAGCCUUGCAGCUGUUUGCGCAGGGGUUGCAGCUCAUCCAGGCUCUGCGCGCCCAAGUCUCGUCUGGCAUGAUUCCACCGUCCAAGGCAGUCUUACUGGAGGAUGUGAUUGUGCCGAUCUUCAUCCGACUCGGGGUGAUCGCUUUUAGUGAUUCGGCCAGUCGGAUGGGCUGUUUGUUGAGGGCUCGUACCCCAGUAUGGUCGGCUGAAUUCGAAUCCCUAAAAUGCGCUCGCGAAGCUCUCACCAAUUUAGGCGCAGAGACCAUGCUCUUCGAGCGCCAGUGCCUGGCCGAGCUAUCACAGGCGGAUUGCUUUCAUGUCAGCGAAAGGUUGCUUCACACGCAAGCGAAAUUCUUCGAGCGCCUGCAAGAGUGGGACGUCGCUUUCAAGAGGCUUCUCGAUUCGCUCCAUGACAAAGGGCCACUCUCCCAGCAUCAGGUGAUCAACAGCGCGCUGCUCGUCGCCUACCACAAGACCACCAUCAUUCUAGCGACCAUUUGCGUAUCCUCCCUACAAACCAUGGCGGACCACUGCCUGGAGGACUUCCAGAUCAUCAUCGACCAAUGUGGUCUUGCUCUCGACGCGUCCCGGCGAUCUGACGGCACACAGCCACCAUUCACAUUUGAUCUUGGUGUUGGACUGCCCCUUUGGUUCACGAGCCUCCGAUGUCGUGAGCCGCGCCUUCGACGCGCCGCAGUCAAGUUACUUCGUCGAGCGCCGCCGGUGAUGGGCUUCUACCGUUCUACGGCGGCUGUUAGUUUUGCCGAAAACAUUAUCAUGCUAGAAGAAGGAAAUGCGAUGGCAUUGAGACCGGCACGAGGAACUCGGUCUGCCCUGGCCUGGGAGGAGGAUCCCGACAGUCGCAUGCAUGGCAAUAGGUUGCAGCUGGAACAGGGUAAAUUCGUGGCUACUUCGGAAAUUGAUGCUCAGCUGGCGCUGGCGGACAUCCCAGAAGAAGCGCGGAUUGGACCAAUCAAUGUUGUGCGACAGGAUGACAGCUCAUCACCACGAACCAUGCAAGAGGGGGUCAUGAAUCAUGAUUCCAGCAACGAAGUGACGGGGAUGCGGUUUAUGCGGAAUCAGCGAGAUCCGGUGCAGAAUACAUGGCAGCGGGUGCAUGAAUACCUGCCUUUGUGA
Aspergillus uvarum CBS 121591 is the source of this 1746-nucleotide messenger RNA. RefSeq names its product Zn(II)2Cys6 transcription factor domain-containing protein. NCBI's taxonomy places the organism in Eukaryota, Fungi, Ascomycota, Eurotiomycetes, Eurotiales, Aspergillaceae. The record is from RefSeq and is a predicted model, not a curated record. Gene Ontology annotation, biological process: regulation of DNA-templated transcription. Gene Ontology annotation, molecular function: zinc ion binding; DNA-binding transcription factor activity, RNA polymerase II-specific. The transcript is spliced from 2 exons. Bases 1 to 1746 code for a protein of 581 amino acids.